Clunio marinus is the source of this 2276-nucleotide messenger RNA. The record is from the annotation of a GenBank genome assembly. NCBI's taxonomy places the organism in Eukaryota, Metazoa, Arthropoda, Insecta, Diptera, Chironomidae.
AAUUCUGAGGUUAUUAAAAUCCCACGAGAACUCAAGAAAUUUGUAUUGUAAGAAUUAAUAAUAAUUUAAAGUUAUAUUAAAUUGUCAACUACUGUCAGAAAAUAUGAUAGAUACAAAAAGCAAAUCUCCUGAAAAGAAAUUCAUUUCUGGAUCGCUUGUAAAUAAGAAAUCAAAACUAAUAAAGCAAAAAAAGAAAGGAAACAAACAUCGUAGCCGUGGUGUUGUAUAUAUAAAACAUUUACCACAUGGAUUCUAUGAGGAACAAUUGCGUGGAUAUUUUUCACAAUUUGGAGCGAUCACACGCUUGAGACUUGCAAGAUCACCGAAAACUCUCAAAUCCAAAGGUUAUGCUUUCAUCGAGUUUCGUUAUCCAGAAGUAGCUGAAAUUGCAGCAGGAGCAAUGAAUAACUACAUGAUGUUUAAAAACAUUAUUAAAACAGCUUACAUUGCACCUAAGGAUAUCAAAUAUGAUUACUUCAGAAGUGGAAUAAAAAGAAUAAACGAAGAUGGACAGAAAGUUAUCACAUCCAAAUCUAUUGAAGCCAGAAAAGCUAUAGUUGAAAAUUCGAAUAAGCUUAUGACUGAUGCAGAUCAAGAAAAACGUAUAAAGAGAAUUGCUGAAAAAUUGAAUGAGCAUAAAGCAAAAGCUGCAAGUUUAGGAAUUGACUAUGACAUAGAUGCUAUAGCCAGUAAUAUGGGAGAUAAAGUCAUCGAAGCUAUGGAAAAGUCCAAGUCAACGACAAUAGAAACUCUGUCAUCGGAUGGAGAAUCUGACGAUUCAGAUGAAUCUUUUAACCCUUCAAACUUUGAAUUUGAAGAUGAUUCUGAAGAUACUUCAGAUUUUUCAGAUGAUGACUCAGGAGAUGAAUCCGGUGAUGACAACAAAAAUCGAAAGGUUGCCAUUAAUGUUGCACUAGAAGCGAGUAUGAGGGCAAAUGAAGAUCAAAGUACUAAUCGCAAAAAAACUCCUCGUUCCAAAUCAACACACAAACCAAUUGGAUUUGAAGAUGAUACAAUUCAUUUAGAUGAUGAUUCUAUUGAUGAUAAGAAAUCUCGAAGGAAUGCAAUCAAAGUGGCACUUGAAGCAAGUAUGAAAGCAAAUGAAGAUCAAAGUGUUGUUGCCCCCAAGAAAAUUCGGCCUAAAACGAAAAGAUCUUUAGACAAAUCAUUAAUAAAUCAUUCGGAUGAUGAAUCAGAAGAUGAUUCCAUUGGUGAUAAGAAAACUCGAAGGAAUGCAAUUAAAGUGGCACUAGAAGCGAGUAUGAAGGCAAAUGAGGAUCAAAGUGUCGUUGCUCCCAAAAAACUUCGGUCUCAAACGAAAAGACCUUUAGACAAAUCAUUAAUAAAUCAUUCAGAUGAUGAUUCAGAAGAUGAUUCCAUUGAUGAUAAGAAAGCUCGAAGGAAUGCAAUUAAAGUGGCACUAGAAGCGAGCAUGAAGGCAAAUGAAGAUCAAAGUGUCGUUGCUCCUAAAAAACUUCGGUCUCAAAUGAAAAGACCUUCAGACAAACCAAUACGAGAAGAAAAACAGAAAGUUGACAGCGGUACUAAUUGUGAUCAAACAAUCACUGAAUCUUUUGUACAAAAGGAAAUUCUGAAAAAUGCUGAAAAGAAAUCAAGCAAAGGAACUGAAAUGUCUGAAUCUUUCUUUAAACGUUCGGAAGAUGAUUCCACAAAUGGAAAGAAAUCGAGUAAGGGAACUGAAAUGUCUGAAUCUUUUCUGAACCUCAAUGAUCAUGGUGUUGUUAAAAACUCAAAGAAAACAAAGUUAAAUGAGAAAGAAACUUUCAAAGUCCCUGCUAGUAAUAUUUUGAAGAAGGCAAAAAUUAAUACUGAAACGAAAAACACAAAAAGCCCAAAGUCUAAAUCAAGACCCACUCAAAGUAUUCCUUGUCAAACUGAGAAAACUCAAGAGAAAGCAUCGCCUUCACCACCUUCAAAGAAUUCGUCUUCUGCGACCUCAAUGCCACUUGCAAAAUCUUCACACACCAUCGAAAAGAAAAGAAAUUCUAAUCCAACUGUAAAAACAAAGGAGAAAUUGAAGCUUAUGGCUAAAGUUUCUAAGUCAAGCUCAUCAGGCUCAGACAAAAUUGUUAAUAUCAGAGUGCAUCUUGGUAAAGGAAACUAAAUUUAAAAUAUAUAAUUUAAUAAGAAUGUAAAAUUGAAAAUUAUGUUUCAAUGACUCUUUUACUAAAAUUAUCACAUGUUACUUGAGAAAACAAGAGUUUUGAACUAACAUGUACAAAUAAACAUACCUAAAUCUUAAUAAAUGAUUACUC